GAUGACGUCCGCAGAGGAUGCAGAGAUGCUAACAGCACCGCCACACAAACACUGUGACAGGAGCUAACUGCUAACUAUUAGCAGAGACAGAUAGAGAGACAGACACACAGAGCUGCAGUGAAGCUAACAUGCUGAGGAGAGAAGGCUAAUCUGCUGACACACUGAGACACAGCUAUGCAGAGUCGGAGGUUUCCUAUUGGACAGUGCAGAUGUAGUCAGACUUCAGGUUGACUGACGGGGGGGAGGAGUCUGCAGGUGGUGGUGGUGAUGUCAAAGCGAGGAGCAGGGGGGAGGGGGAAGGGAGAACGACCAGAUGCCAUGGCAACACUUCAAGCAGCCAAUGAGGAGCUGAGAGCCAAACUGACAGAGAUACAGAUCGAACUACAGCAGGAAAAGAACAAAGUAAGCCGUCUGGAGAGAGAGAAGAGUCAGGAGCUCAAGGCAGAGCAUCACAGAGCAACAGUUGCUUUGACAGAACUAAAGACCAAGCUUCAUGAGGAGAAGCAGAAGGAGCUCGCAGUUACAAGGGAGACGUUACUACGGCAACAUGAGAUGGAGCUCAUGAGGGUCAUCAAAAUCAAAGAUGGAGAAAUUCAGCGCCUGAACGGGCUGGUGGUAACUCUGAGGGACGGAUCCACGGACAAGGUGAGGACUGCCCUACUAGCAGAGGUUGAGGAGGGGAGGAGGAACUGGGAGGCAGAGCGUUGUCGCCUCCAGCAGGAAGUGCAGGAGCUGAGAGGAGCGAAGAAGAGCUCUGAGGAGGCUCUAACAUCAGCACAACAAGCCUGCCAGGCAAGGGCAGCCGAACUCCGAACAGCUCAUCACCAACACCAGGAGGAGCUACACAAGACCAAGAGAGACUGUGAAAGGGAGAUCCGCAGACUGAUGGAUGAGAUAAAGCUGAAGGACAGAGCUGUCAGUGUUUUGGAUAAAGCCUUGGGGCUUCAGGCUGGACACGCCCACCGCCUUCAAUUACAGACUCAGGCUGCUGAACAGCAAAUCGCAGCCCUGAGAGAUGCACAGAGGGCGGGGCUUAACCACCCUGCCCCCAGUCCCACUCUUAACAACAACAUUUCUCACAUUUCUCAGGAGGACCGUGACACUCGGAGAUUUCAGCUGAAGAUUGCAGAGCUCAGCGCUGUCGUCAGGAAGCUGGAGGAUCGAAAUGCUCUGCUGUCUGAAGAACGUAACGAACUGCUGAAGCGUCUGAGAGAGGCAGAGAGUCAAUUUCUUCCUCUUCUGGACAAAAACAAACGUCUGAGCAGGAAAAAUGAAGAACUAGCUCUUGCACUGCGUCGCCUCGACAACAAGCUUCGCUUUGUCACACAGGAGAACAUGGAGAUGAGGAGACCAAGUUCAUUAAAUGAUCUGGACCGCAGUCACUCCACCAGUUACCAUGGUUACAGCCAAGAUGAGAGAGAGAUGGAGUUUCUACGCUUACAAGUCCUGGAGCAGCAACACAUAAUCGAUGACCUGUCCAAGGCUCUGGAGACAGCGGGGUAUGUGAAGAAUGUCAUCGAGCGGGACAUGUUAUUAAGAUACAGACGUCAGGAGUCAGUGAGGAGGAAACGGACCUUCAGAGCGUGCAGGGUAAUAGAGACGUUUUAUGGUUAUGAUGAAGAGGCGUCUGUAGACUCGGAUGGAUCUUCUUUGUCCUUUCACACUGACAGAACUCCAGAUACCGAACCAGACGAGGGGUGUGUGCGGGAGGAGGCUGAGCUCCGUUACCGUCAGCUGACUCAGGAGUAUCAGGCACUGCAGCGAGCGUACGCUCUGUUGACAGAGACGAGUGGAGGAAACUAUGAUGCUGAGAAGGAGAUUAAGACGAGAGAGCAGCUGCUGAGUGAAAUUAGCCGGUAUCAGACCACAGUUGCAGAUCUGGAGUCAGCACUGAAACAACAAGGACUGGAUGUGAAAUGGGUGGAGGAGAAACAAGCGUUGUAUCAGAGGAAUCAGGAGCUUGUGGAGAAGGUGAGGCAGAUGGAAGGUGAAGAGCUGCGACUGAAAAAUGACAUCCAGGACAUCAAAGACCAGAAUGAGCUGCUGGAGUUCAGGAUAUUAGAGCUGGAGGAGAGGGAGCGACGCUCACCUGCCAUUAACUUCCAGCAACUCCAUUUCCCAGAAGGCCUCAGUCCUCUGCAGAUCUACUGUGAAGCAGAGGGAGUCACUGACAUUGUAAUCAGUGAGUUGAUGAAGAAGCUGGACAUUCUGGGAGAUAACGCCGUAAGUAAUCUGGCCAAUGAGGAGCAAGUGGUUGUGAUUCAUGCCAGGACGGUGCUUACUCUGGCAGAAAAGUGGCUAGAGUCAAUAGAAGUGACCAAGUCGGCUCUGCAGCAGAAGAUGUUGGAUAUCGAGAGUGAGAAGGAUCUGUUCAGUAAGCAGAAAGGUUACCUGGACGAAGAACUGGACUACAGGAAACAGUCAAUGGAUCAGGCUCAUAAGAGGAUCUUGGAGCUGGAGGCCAUGUUGUUUGAGGCCCUGCAGCAGGAAGAGGAAUCUAGGAUGGAGGGAUUUAAGAUGGGGGAAGGUCGACUCUCUGAGAAUCUAACGGAGGAGGAAAAGGAGGAGCUGAGGAGAGCCAUGGACCAAUGGAAACGUACUGUGAUGUGUGAGCUGAGAGAGAGAGAUGCCCAGAUCCUCAGAGAGAGGAUGGAGCUCCUGCAGCUCACCCAGCAGAGGAACAAGGAGCUGGAGGAAUGUAUUGAAGCACAGAAACGACAGAUCAAAGAGCUUGAGGAGAAGUUUCUAUUUCUGUUUCUAUUCUUCUCUUUGGCCUUCAUCCUCUGGUCCUAACAGCAGUGUCUGCAGGAAUCUGACGUCCAACAGCUGAACUCUGGGUCUAAACCAGACCAAGGCAAGAAGGUUCACUGUCUUCCCUGCUGUCAGCCAAUCAGAACAAAGCUCAGACCUGACACCUUGGAGACAAAGGGCGGUUUCCAUGGUAACAGAAAGACAUGGUCUUCAGACAAAAGUGAAAUGUUAAAACAGCAGGAAGAUCUGAUCCACAAAAUGUUCUGGUACUGAUUUACUGAUUCUGUCCUCAGCGGGACAGCUCAACCAAACUGGUGCUGUACUUACUAGCUACGUUUCUAUCAGUGCUAGCUAACCUAGCUACCUUUAUACAGUGUUAGCUAAUAGCUAUCACAUUUUAAAUGAUGCUAGAUAACUUAUUUGAAUCCAUACAUUCAUGUCACCUGGUUACAUUAGUGUUUAGUUGGUGGGAGUUAACAGAGACAGAGCUCGAUCAGCAGAGCUUCAGCAGAUCAGUUUCUAACGUCAAUGAAAACUUGACCUUAGUAGCAUCAUAACGGAGCACCAGAGAAAUGUUUCCACCAGUCCAGCUGAGUUUGUUCUGACUGUCUGACCUGGACAGAGUCAUCCAGAUCCACUCCUGGAGCUAAGGCUUCAGUGAGUAACCAGUCAGUUUCAUCUUGGGACCAAACAGAGGAAACAUUCACCACUUGGCCGAGGCCUCCUGGAGGUCAGAGGUGAAGAUUGAUCAAAGUCAGUGAGGGAGAAACCAGAAGUUCAGUCCAACAAGACCCACUGAUCGAGAACAACCAGAUUCAGCGGACCCAGUUUACAAUGUGGUUGAGACUAAAGAAAGAAAGUCACUUCUUCAUUGGUGUGACUGAGGAAUGGAGGAUAAUUCUACACAAAUGUUUAUGAUUUUAUAUUUCAUGCAUCCUGUUAUAUGGCGUGUUUUUAUUGUUUUUGUUAUUUUAUUACCAUGCACAUUUGUAUGCUGGUAUACAAGAUAAUCAAAUAAGAUGGAAUGACAUUCAAAUAAGAUUCCAUAUUAUAAAUUGAUCAAUAUUUUGUGUUUGGUUAUUUUUUAAAUUGUAUUAAUGUCUGCACCUUUAAUUAAAACUUUGGUUUAUUUCCACUCUUUACAUCUGAUAAUUCCAUGUUUGUAAUUUCAGUAUUAUUCUCUCUCCAGACUCAUUCACCAUUUAAAACGUUUCUCUGUGUGAAUUAUCUUCCCUCUGUGAUGCAGCGUGAAAAAGAAUCCACAUGAAAAGUGUUUUAAAACCUGCGUCCUGCUGUUGUACUUUUAUUAUCCCAGAUGAUAUUUUUCUAUCUGCUGUGACUUGGACCUCUGAAUAUCUCAAGAGUCAGUGUUUCAAAGUGAUUAAAAUGGUGGAAACAAGACUGAAUUGUGUUGAUGUUUUGUUGUUGAUGAUGAGACUUAAUUCUUUUUAUCAUCAGAUCUGUGACUAUGACUGUUUCCUCAGAUAUGUAACAGGAGUCUGAGAGAAAUGGUUUGAAUGGAUCGUUAUUAAAUGGUAAUAAAUAAUAUUAAUGCAU
Molecule: messenger RNA, 4308 nt
Organism: Mugil cephalus (flathead mullet)
Lineage: Eukaryota; Metazoa; Chordata; Actinopteri; Mugiliformes; Mugilidae
Gene: jakmip3
Product: Janus kinase and microtubule interacting protein 3
Exons: 24
Coding region: 268-2793 (841 amino acids)
Molecular function (GO): kinase binding; microtubule binding
Source: RefSeq, a predicted model, not a curated record